Molecule: messenger RNA, 2359 nt
Organism: Phoenix dactylifera (date palm)
Lineage: Eukaryota; Viridiplantae; Streptophyta; Magnoliopsida; Arecales; Arecaceae
Product: indole-3-pyruvate monooxygenase YUCCA6
Biological process (GO): auxin biosynthetic process
Molecular function (GO): flavin adenine dinucleotide binding; N,N-dimethylaniline monooxygenase activity; NADP binding
Source: RefSeq, a predicted model, not a curated record
AUAAGAGAUGUCACACCUACUAGCCUGUGUGUAAAGCCAGCAGGAGGAAUAAUAUAAAUAACCCAACCCCAGGGCUCACUCACUCCCCGCUGCCCCCGGUUUCCUUUACUCCCCCAAACUCCCUUGGGCUUGGCUCUUCGCCCCUCUCCGCUUCCUCCUCCGCCGGAGAUCCCCGAAAGCAUAAGGCUCUCCAUUGCCUUCCCAUAGAUCUUUCCGCCAAACUAGGAGGACUUUCAUUCUUCUCUCAUCUCACAGUCUAAUCCACUUUUGGAUAAGUGGCAAAGAAUCCCUAUACUGAUCCGACCUAAGAACCAGGAGACUAAAAGGCCCAAAACUAAAAGCCAAUGAUUUGCGGAUCUCUUAAUUCUCUCUCCCAUCUGCACCCUCCCUAUUAAUAGUCCCGCAAACACAACAACAUCAACAGCAGACACCUCUAGGGAUCAUGGCUGCUGCUCACUAUGACGGCUUCUGCUGCUACUAGUUAGGAUUGAUGAGCGAGCACGCGAGCUCUCUCACACAGUCCGCUCCACUCUAAGCGAUCAGCAAAGAUUAAAAACCAAUCUUUCUUCAUGGACUGCUGGAGGGAGGCAGAAGGCAAACAAGUCCAUGACCCCUUGUUCUACCAAUACUACCGGCACAUCGCCGCCGGCGAUGCUUACUGCAUGACGACGAGGCCAGGUUCGACCGCCAAGGCCGAGAGGUGCGUGUGGGUUCCAGGGCCUAUCAUCGUCGGCGCCGGGCCUUCAGGGCUGGUGGUCGCCGCCUGCCUGAAAGAGAAGGGUGUCCCCAGCCUGAUCCUGGAGCGCGCCGACUGCAUCGCCUCCCUGUGGCAGCUCAAGACCUACGACCGCCUCCGCCUCCACCUCCCCAAGCAGUUCUGCGAGCUGCCGCUGAUGCCGUUCCCCAAGUGGUUCCCGACGUACCCCACCAAGCAGCAGUUCGUCGCCUACCUCGAGGACUACGCGAGGAGGUUCGACAUCCGGCCAGCGUUCAAUGAGACGGUGGUCAGCGCCGAGUACGACGCCGUGCUGGGGUUUUGGAGGGUCAGGACGACGGCGACCACCAGCAAGGAGGAGAGGACGGAGUACGUGUGCCAGUGGCUGGUGGUUGCCACCGGGGAGAAUGCGGAAGCCGUCCUGCCGGAGAUUGACGGCUUGCGGGAGUUUAAAGGGACCAUCAUGCAUACAAGCAUCUACAAAAGCGGCGACGUGUUCCGAGGGAAGAGGGUGCUCGUCGUCGGGUGCGGCAACUCGGGGAUGGAGGUCUGCUUGGACCUCUGCAAUCACAAUGUCUAUCCUUCCCUCGUCGUAAGAGAUACGGUGCACGUUCUGCCUCGAGAUAUUCUUGGAAGCUCCACUUUCGGGCUGUCCAUGUGGCUGCUCAAGUGGUUCCCCGUACAAAUGGUGGAUCGCCUGCUGCUUCUGGCCGCCCGCCUUAUGCUCGGCGACACAGCCAGGUUCGGCCUCGAGCGGCCUCAGAUUGGACCCCUCGAGCUCAAGUCGCUCUCCGGCAAGACUCCGGUCCUCGAUGUCGGCACUCUCGCCAAGAUCAAAUCUGGAGACAUCAAGGUGUGCUCUGCAAUAAAGAGAUUCACAGGACAUGGAGUGGAAUUCGUAGACGGGAAAUCGUCGGAAUUUGACGCUGUCGUCUUAGCCACUGGCUACAAAAGCAAUGUAGCAUCCUGGCUGAAGGAGAGGGAGUUCUUCUCGGAGAAAGAUGGGCUGCCGAGGAGCCCCUUUCCCAAUGGAUGGAAAGGGGAGCGUGGGCUGUAUUCUGUGGGGUUCACAAAACGUGGAAUUCUUGGGGCGUCAAUGGACGCAACGAGGAUUGCUCAAGACAUCGAACAGUGCUGGAGACCGGAGGCCAAGCAGCUCCUGGCUUUCCAUUGCCCCUCAGAACAAAAAUGAUAACAAGAGACUCUUGAUAGAUUGGAGGAGAGAACACUGGCCAUUUCCCUUUCUCUCCAUCAGAUGACCAGGAAGGCAAAUUAAUGAUAUUGUUAUCUCCGAUAAUGAGAUACAUAACCUAGCUACAGAAUGAAAAGGGAGGAGGUUUUGGCUUUACUGGUAAUUUGUAUAUCCUGUAUAUUGCCAUUUUCCUAAUUGGAUUGACUGACGUGUAGAGAGAGAGAGAAAGGUAGGACGGGGGUGCUUGUUGCUGGGGUUUGACAGUAUCUAUCAAAGUUGAUUGGAUUUCAAUUUUGUUCGUUUCCCAAGUGUCAUGUAGUGUGGGGUGAGGGUCAGGAGCAGAUAGGUUUGAUCUCUAUUUUGUUUUCAUGUUCGCAUUCCUCAUUGGAAGUGUCAUGUGACGCAGUUUCUCGAAUUGACUACAGUUUAACUUAUUGACGAGACACUGACCA